Molecule: messenger RNA, 994 nt
Organism: Trifolium pratense (red clover)
Lineage: Eukaryota; Viridiplantae; Streptophyta; Magnoliopsida; Fabales; Fabaceae
Product: ubiquitin-conjugating enzyme E2 10
Exons: 5
Coding region: 253-699 (148 amino acids)
Biological process (GO): protein polyubiquitination
Cellular component (GO): nucleus
Molecular function (GO): ubiquitin conjugating enzyme activity
Source: RefSeq, a predicted model, not a curated record
CAAAAUAAUACAAUGAACAAGCACCGUAUAAUGCAUUGGGUUCGUUUCUUCCGCGUGGACCUACGUAACGUUAGAUUCCUUCAAUAACGAGUCAUUAAAAACAAUUAAUAUUAUCUCCCAAUCACAAAAUUUCUAAGCACCAACAACACCAUUUAUAUUCAACAACUCGUUUUCUUUCUUUCUUCGAUUCUUUGCAAAUUCCUUGCAAAUUCAAAAGGAGGAUCUCUCUUGCGUUUUCUCCUGGUUUUUGCUAUGGCUUCAAAGCGGAUCUUGAAAGAACUCAAGGAUUUGCAGAAGGAUCCUCCAACUUCAUGCAGUGCUGGCCCGGUUGCUGAAGAUAUGUUCCAUUGGCAAGCAACAAUUAUGGGUCCUGCAGACAGUCCAUAUGCUGGAGGUGUUUUCCUAGUUACUAUUCAUUUCCCUCCCGAUUAUCCCUUUAAGCCACCCAAGGUUGCGUUCAGGACGAAGGUAUUUCACCCGAACAUUAAUAGCAAUGGAAGCAUUUGCCUUGAUAUAUUGAAGGAGCAGUGGAGCCCUGCUCUUACCAUUUCCAAGGUGUUACUCUCUAUUUGUUCCUUGUUGACGGAUCCAAAUCCCGAUGAUCCUUUGGUUCCUGAAAUUGCCCACAUGUACAAGACAGAUAGGAACAAAUAUGAGUCAACUGCAAGAAGCUGGACCCAGAAAUAUGCCAUGGGCUAAUAUGGUAUGUGUGAGGGAGAGCCACUUUUACUUAAAGUGUCUUGGCCUAACAGCCUUUGUACGAAAAAUUGUCGUCUUCAAUAUUUCAAUUAAGGCCCUUGGAGUUGAGAAUGAAUUUGGGGAACCAUUUCUUAUGUUUGUAUUGCAAAAUGCAAAAGCUACUUUUUGCACAAUGAAAUGUAGCCUAAUUUAAAGUUUGUUCAAUGUGUUAACCAAUGUAUUAACAGUACCAUGAUGCACCUAGAUAUUGUUUGGCUUGUUUACUAUCAUCUUAUAUUUGGUUUUUGAUUGAUAA